Messenger RNA from Larimichthys crocea (large yellow croaker), 1205 nucleotides. RefSeq names its product mesoderm development LRP chaperone (gene mesd). The record is from RefSeq and is a predicted model, not a curated record. NCBI's taxonomy places the organism in Eukaryota, Metazoa, Chordata, Actinopteri, Sciaenidae. Bases 57 to 716 code for a protein of 219 amino acids. The transcript has 3 exons. Gene Ontology annotation, biological process: protein folding.
CUUCUGUCUUGUGACCGGCAGACUUCGGAGCCAAUCAGAACGCACCAUCUGUAAACAUGGCGUGUGACUUCAGGUGGAGAUGUGCGGUGCUGCUGCUGCUCUGCGGGUCUCUGCUGUGCGUGUCCGCGGCAGACAGCAAAGAGAAGCCCAGGAAGAAGAAGGACAUCCGAGACUACAAUGACGCGGACAUGGCGCGGCUCCUGGAGCAGUGGGAGGAAGACGAUGACAUCGAAGAAGGUGACCUCCCAGAGCACAAGAGGUCUCCUCCUCCAAUCGAUUUCUCCAAGGUGGACGCCUCCAAGCCAGAGGAGCUGCUCAAGAUGUCCAAGAAGGGCAGGACCCUGAUGGUUUUCGCCACAGUGUCGGGAGAUCCCACGGAGAAGGAGACGGAGGAGAUCACAGGCCUGUGGCAGGGCAGCCUCUUCAACGCCAACUUCGACAUUCAGAGGUUCGUGGUGGGCUCUAACAGGGUGAUCUUCAUGCUGCGGGAUGGCAGCAUGGCCUGGGAGGUCAAAGAUUUCCUCGUGUCCCAGGAACGCUGCGCGGACGUCACCGUGGAGGGACAGGUGUUCCCCGGGAAGGCCGCUAAGAAGGACGACGCCAAAUACAAGCAGCCGAACGAAGUCAACGACAAGAAGAAGGGCAAGAAGAAGAAGGAGAGCAAGAAGCCCGACUUGGAGAAGAACAGAGCGAGCAGUCUGAAGCAGGAGCUGUGAGCCGGUAACAGCCUCAGACAUGCUUAUUGUCACCACACAACCUGUGAGCUGUAAACUCGUGAGAGGCUGCAGGACCUCGUGAAGACACGCUGGUUCAGAGUCAGUAGACUAAUAAAUCCUGAGUGACAGUGACCGCUGAGCUGAUAUCAUAACUCAAAGAUUUGUUGUCUCUUCUCCAGCUCUCCCUCCUGGAACAUGUUACACAUGUUACACUGCCACCUGGUUUCUUUACUUAUAUUCUGUCGAUUGAUUAUCACCAAAUGAAAAUCAGUACGUCCACGUGUUGUUUGAAAGGUACCCAAGGUAAGAAUUAAGAAGUGCCACGUGAGGUACAGGGAGUGUUAUUUUGGUACAAACAUGGAGUCAGUCAGCAGACCUUCAGGUCCUGGUCUGUGUUAGACAUCCAGCAGCACAUCAAUAUUUGAUUCCUCACAUUUGCUGUUUGAUUUUUCACUCAAUAUGAAAAUAAAGUUUUUUUAUAUAAUCACA